UCCAAGAUGGCGGACGGAGUGAGUCAAAGUUACAAUGAGGGGGUUUCAUCCAUGUUUUCAGAAAUACAAGGUUAUUUUUCUGGUGACCAAGAAAUCAGGGAGGAAAUAAGAGUUGCUGUUCGUAGUCUGGAACAAACAGCGAGAGAAGUUCUUGCAGUGAUGCAAGGGGCUCAUCAAAACCCCAGUACAGAAGCUCUGGCAAAAAUAUGCACCAGAAGUAGGGAAAAACUGAAAGAUGUUAAGAUGCAGUAUGCUGAAUUAGAGAAAAAGAUUCCUAAAGGCCAGUAUUACAGAUAUUGUGACCACUGGCGAUUUGUCAACCAAAGACUAACUUUUCUAGCAGCAUUUAUCAUCUAUCUUGAACAAGAAAAACUAAUAACGAGGGAAGAGUUGACAACAAUGCUUGGAGUUCAACAUAACCAGGAUCAAGGCUUCUUUAUUGAUUUAGAUGAUUAUUUGAUGGGAAUUCUUCAACUUGCGGAAGAACUGUCCCGUCUUGCAGUGAACAGCGUAACAGCAAAGGACUAUAAUAAACCCUUACGAAUAGCCCACUUCUUGUCCGAGCUUGAUGCAGGGUUUCGUCUGUUGAACCUAAAGAACGAUAGCCUACGAAAAAGAUUUGAUGGACUCAAGUACGACCUAAAAAAGGCUGAGGAAGUCGUGUACGACCUUUCAAUUAGAGGAUUGAAGCCUGCAGAAGAUGUUGUGACCAAGACUGAAGAUUAACUAAAUAAAGAUUUCUUUUGCGUAUG
Molecule: messenger RNA, 752 nt
Organism: Actinia tenebrosa (Australian red waratah sea anemone)
Lineage: Eukaryota; Metazoa; Cnidaria; Anthozoa; Actiniaria; Actiniidae
Product: translin
Biological process (GO): RNA metabolic process
Molecular function (GO): sequence-specific DNA binding; RNA binding; single-stranded DNA binding
Source: RefSeq, a predicted model, not a curated record